Molecule: messenger RNA, 1102 nt
Organism: Chenopodium quinoa (quinoa)
Lineage: Eukaryota; Viridiplantae; Streptophyta; Magnoliopsida; Caryophyllales; Amaranthaceae
Product: dephospho-CoA kinase-like
Exons: 5
Coding region: 281-985 (234 amino acids)
Biological process (GO): coenzyme A biosynthetic process
Molecular function (GO): ATP binding; dephospho-CoA kinase activity
Source: RefSeq, a predicted model, not a curated record
GUCCCUGAAUGUACGCCCUCUCUCCUCAAUCCUCAUUUACUAUUUUGACGGGCUCAACUGCUCAAGUCCCCCCCAAAGAGAAACUACAUCUGAAUUUCAUCGGCGUUGCUCCGACUCCCGGCAGGCCUGCACGGUGGGUGGAGGCUGGCGGCAGAGCCAUCAUCCCACGCAGCCACGCUCUCACACUCUCGGCUUGUGGCUACCCAGACAUACUGCAACAGCUUCUUUUCUCUUUGCUUGGGUUUUCUAGUUGGUACACUAUUAAUCCCCUACAGAGGAGAUGAGAAUUGUUGGACUAACAGGUGGGAUUGCAUCUGGGAAGAGCACUGUUUCCAACCUCUUCAAAGCUCAAGGCAUUCCCGUCGUAGAUGCUGAUGUGGUUGCUCGGGAUGCAUUGAAGAAAGGCACAGGUGGAUGGAAGAAGGUUGUGGAAGCAUUUGGGGAUGACAUUCUACAACCUGAUGGAGAAGUGGAUAGACCUGCGCUGGGACGUAUAGUAUUCUCCAAUCCUGAUAAGCGUCAACUACUUAACCGGCUUUUGGCACCUUUUAUUUCCUCUGGCAUCCUCCAAGAAAUACUGAAGCUGUGGUUAAAGGGACACAAGGUGAUUGUUCUUGACGUCCCACUGUUGUUUGAGGCCAAAAUGGACAAAUGGACUAAGCCUAUCAUCACUGUAUGGGUUGAUCGCGAAACACAGCUAAAGAGAUUGGUUUCAAGAGAUGGAAUAAACGAUGAGGAAGCUAAUAACAAAAUAAAUGCUCAGAUGUCCCUGGAUUCCAAGAGGAGCAAAGCGGACAUUGUGAUUGAUAAUACUGGAUCAUUAGAUGAGUUGAAAGUACAAUUUCAGAAUGUAUUGCAUGUAGUCACCCGGCCUUUAACAUGGAGUGAAUUCAUGCUUUCUAGGCAAGGAGCUUUUUCCGCGUUUGCUUUUGUUGUUUUAGGUGUUCUUGUGGCUAAAAACUUAUUCAAAUGCGAUGCAUCAUAGCCUUGCAGGUUACUGUAGGAAUUUGAGAAGAGUUUCUGGUUGGUGUUGCAAGAAAUUUCUAUAUAUAAUACGAAUUCUUUUCUUUCUGCUUUUAUCCUCUUGAUGAUGAUAACUAAA